AGCGUUCACAUCACAGCUUGAGCCCGCCAUAAUAUUCUCAUAGGCCAUUGCUAAAACGUUAGCUGUAAACAAUUUUGGUUUGCCUUUGUAGGUUUUAAUAAAUUUUAUUAAAAUGUCUGAUGAUGGAUCAACAGCAGUGGAGAAAAAAGGACGUGGUAGACCAAAAGCUAAUGGGACACAAUCGGAAGCUAAAGGAGACUCGAAGAAGCGAGGCCGACCCCCUGCAGCUGCAGCUAAAACUAAAGAAUCUAAAAAUUCCUCAGAUGAUGAACAGGCACCUGUAGUUAAAAGAGGAAGAGGCAGACCAAAAGGUUCCAAAAAGAAGGCAGUAGCACCCAAAGCAAAGAGCGGUUCGGGUGAGGGCCGAGGUCGCGGUAGGCCUCGUAAAGAUGCACCUCCACCUAAAAAAGACGAAGCUUCUACUGAAGAGGAGCAAGAAGAUGAAGAAGAGGAAGAAGGCUCUGACCAGUAAACAUAUUUCUUUCUCACUCAACUCACUCUUAGUGUAAUUUGUUUGUCAUUAUAACCCCUGUGAUUAUAUUCUUUAUAAAAAUUAUAUUUAUGAAGGACAAAUUUUGCACUCCUGCUAUCACUAGGGGUUAUAGUUAUAACACAAGUCUCAAAUGAGAUCACUCCCAAAUUUUAAUCAUGUGAGACAUAUUUUAAAGAGAAAGUAAGUAUCAGAUAUAAGAUAUCCCUUUUUGUGAUUAUAUUGCAUUUACAACAUACAUUUUACUACAAUCUUGCAUGGCUAAACUUUGGGUAGAGUUAGCUCUCCCUAGCAACGUACAAGUCUAAGAUAUAAUUUGUAAGAUUCUUUUUUUGUAGAUUUAUUGUAUUUCUAUUAUAAUAAGUAUUUUGUAAUCUCCUGAUUUAUAUUGUAAGAAAUCAAAUAAUUUUGUAGAUUAUUCAUUUGAUAUGAAAGUCGAGUAUUAUUUUCGAUAAUAAAUAUUUCAUUUUGA
This is a messenger RNA of Melitaea cinxia (Glanville fritillary), 962 nucleotides long. RefSeq names its product high mobility group protein HMG-I/HMG-Y-like (gene Hmga). The transcript has 4 exons. Gene Ontology annotation, molecular function: DNA binding. The coding region runs from base 113 to 472 and encodes 119 amino acids. The record is from RefSeq and is a predicted model, not a curated record. Gene Ontology annotation, biological process: regulation of DNA-templated transcription. NCBI's taxonomy places the organism in Eukaryota, Metazoa, Arthropoda, Insecta, Lepidoptera, Nymphalidae. Gene Ontology annotation, cellular component: nucleus; chromatin.